Molecule: messenger RNA, 2733 nt
Organism: Dictyostelium discoideum AX4
Lineage: Eukaryota; Evosea; Eumycetozoa; Dictyosteliales; Dictyosteliaceae
Gene: tgrK1
Product: immunoglobulin E-set domain-containing protein
Exons: 2
Coding region: 1-2733 (910 amino acids)
Cellular component (GO): membrane
Source: RefSeq, a predicted model, not a curated record
AUGAUUACAUUAAAAACUAUAUUAUUUUUAAUUUUUUUAGUUUCAUUUGUUUCAUCAGAUAAUAAAAUUAAACCACCUAUAGCAUGGGAGGUAAUACGCAAUGAAACUUCUUUGAUAUUAACAUAUUAUAAAAGUCAACCUUAUGUUACGAGUCUUAUUAUGUUCAAAGACAAAACCACUCCAAGAACUGAUUUUCCAAAUUAUUUUAAUUGUAGUCUCAUUGUUGGAGAAUUUAGAUAUUGUAUAUUCCAUUCUGAACUUCCUUUUUCAAGAUUCUGGGGUAGUAUUUAUAGUAAGGUAUGUGCAAGAGAAGAAGCAGAUCCAAGAGAGGAUUGCACGUCCUAUACAUUAGAUGAAGUGAUAUAUAUUCAUCCAUAUAAUGUUAAAUUUAGUGGGCCUGUACCAACAUCAGGAGGUGAUAUUAUUAUUAACGGUACUUUUUUAAGAAUCUCAGGAGGUCCAAAUACAAUGGAUUAUGUCGUCCAUGGUUCUUUUUCGAAAGUGGUUGUCAAAGGUAAUUUCUCAGAUCCAUCAUUUAACUGUAAUAAUAUCACCGUUACGAUUCCACCAGGUGGCGGAUUUUUUAAACUAAUUUUUGGCGAACUUGGAGGAGGAGAAUUUGAUAUUUCAUAUGCACUUCCAAUAAUUUCAGAUAUUGUCCAGGAUUCAUCAAAACAACUAAUUACAGUUAAUGGCCAUAACUUUUUUACUGAUAAUGGAUUGGUAGGUGUUUUUUUUGAUAAUGUCUACCAAAAAAAUAUAAAUAUUACAAUCAAUCAUACACAAAUUCAAGUGAUGGGAUUUAAUAGAGUUGAUCCUGGUCCAAUGUCUAUUGCUAUUGUUAUAAAAGAUGUAUAUAUCGAAAAGAAUUAUAUUCAUUGUUUCCCAGCAAUAAUAACAUCAAUAUCAUCAGUAUCAAAUGAAUUGGGUGGUAUUGUAACAAUUAAAGGUUCAAAGUUAUCUUCAACUUCAAAUUCAUCAUUAAUUCCAACAAUUACAAUUGGUAAAAAACAAUGUAAAUUUAUUAAAUCAUCAACAACUGAAUUAGAAUGUAAAUUAGAUCCAAAUGAAUUUGGCGGUAAAAAGUUAUCAGUUGAUGUUAAUUUCAAUGGUUGUAAUUCAACAAGUUCUAGUAGUAUUCCUGUAACAUUUACAUAUAAUAUCCCAACAUUAUCAAGUGGGUCAUUUUCAAAUGGUGUCGUUGCUUUAAUUGGGAAAAACCUAGGAAAUUAUGAUGAAUCAUUCAUUCAAUUAUAUGCAAGUGGAAUUAAUACAAAAAUUGACAAAUUUUAUACAUCAUCUGAUGAAAAGAGUAUAUCAUUUAAAUUACCACUUUUGAGAUGUAAAUCAUUUAAUAUAAGUUUCAAUAGUGAUGGGAUUUCUUCAAAUGUACUUUCAAUUUCAGCAUCAUUAUCAAUUAAUGUAAUUAAUAAACCAUCAGUACCAAAUGGAACAUUAAAUAUUGAAUUUUAUUAUAUCGAUUGUUCAAUUAGUUCAUCAUCAACACCAUAUAUUACAGUUGGUAACUUCUUUACCUAUCAAUGUUCAAUACCAUCAUUACAAUCACCAACAUUAGAUUUUUAUCAAACAUCAUGUUCAAUACCAUAUGGUACUGGUAUGAAUAAACAAUUCACAUUCAAAUAUUAUUCAUAUGAAGUAAAUGAAAAAUUUUCAUAUUCACCACCAAAAGUUGAAUCACGUUCAUUCUCUAAUGAUAAAACUAUUAUUACAAUUAAUGGUAAUAAUUUUGGUAAUUCAAAAUCAUUGAUUCAAGUUUAUUUCAAUGGUAAUGAUAUUUCAUCAAAAAUUCAAUCAUUAAAUAAUAAUCAAUUUACAUUUAAAAUAUUAAAUUCAUAUAAAAGUGGUCCAAUUAAUAUUACUGUAGAUGGUAGUAGUAUGGAUUCGUUAUUUUAUUUAACAUUACCCCCUAUUAUUAAUGAUAUAAUAAAUAAAGAUAAUAAAACAUUAAGUUGUGGAAGUUUAAUUACAGUUUCAGGCAAUAAUUUAUUAACAAAUGAUGAAGAAUUCAAAGUUAAAGUAUUAGCAAAUAAUCAAGAUACAACAAUAAUUAAACAAGAUGAAAACAUAUUAUUAGUUAAAUCUGAUAAUAAUGAGAGUCCACUAAAUGUUUCAGUAUUUAUUGGUAAUGAUUUAAUAAUAUCAAAUGUAACAUUAACAUAUUUAGAACCAAUAAUUACAGUAAUUCCAACUAUUAAAAAUAAUAAAGAUGGUAUUUCAAUAAUAAUUGGUGGGAUUAGUUUGUCAAAUAUUAUUAAUGCAAGUUUAACACUCUCUUCAAAUGAUAAUAAUAAUACUAUAAUACCUCUUAAAUGUAAUUUACAAUGUAGUUUGUCCCCAAAUGGCACAUUUUAUAUUAAUAAUACAAUAAGUUCAAAUGAAAUUGAUAUUACUAAUCGUUUAUUAUGCCAUUCAAACUCAAUUGUUAAUGAGACAUCAGGAGUAUUAAAUCUUCAUUUUACUUCGAUAUCAUUCCAUCAUUUUGUUAAAAUUGAUGAAUCUGAAUCUACUUCAUCUUCGCCAUUAUCAUCAUCAUCAUCAUCAUCAUCAUCAUCAUCAUCAUCAUCAUCAUCAUCAUCAUCAUCAUCAUCAUCAUCAUCAUCAUCAUCGUCAUUUAGUGGCGGAAGUAAAUCAAGUAAAUUAUCAAGUAGUACAAUUGCUGGUAUUACAAUUGGUUUUUUUAGUGUUGUUGGGGUUUUUGUUGAUAUAUUUUAA